ACGAGAUUUCCGAAGGGACAGACGAUAUUAGAUUGCGUUUUGAGUACGAAUUCAGCUUCAUCAAGCCUUGGUGGUCGAGGUCAUGGUGGCAGUCUUUACGUUAUGGACGUCUUAGUUUGGGCGGAUCUUGCCUUGUACGACGCCGAGUUUGAGUUUCGGCACUUCUGGCUCCAGUCCCGUAUGCAGGAAGCGGAUUGGGCGAAGGAAGUGCCUUUCGUAUACUUGAACAAUAACCCUAGAAGUGGUGGUGGUCUGUCGAACCAGAACAACGGAACUGGUAACAAGGGACAAGGCCGUGGAAAUCGUCGGCGGCGAGGGGGAGGAGGACGUAGGGCUGGCGCGUCGAGAAACGAGAUGCAAGUUGACAAUUACUUUCUAUCUCGUAACGAAGGCGAAGUAGAGCACGACAAUACAGAGUCGACAGCAGCUGGCGUCAUGGAGGUAGAAGAGGGUCCUCCGCACGGUCCUCCCCACUCCGAAAUGAUCGGGCCAAGCCUCCCCCCUUCGAUGGAUGGAGUUGAAGGAGGUGAAGAAGCACCACUAGCAGCUCGUCUGAACGAAGUGGACCAGCACAUAAAGGUCAAGAAACCGAUCAAGAAUUUGUUCAGACCAUCAAAUUCAAAGGACAAGGAUCAGCAGAUGACAGAGGAUUCAAUGCCUGCAGCCGCUGCGGCCGUCGACCUCAACUUCUACGUAGAAGCUGCUACAAAAGGCAGCAGUUCUCGUCUUACCGCUUUCAGUCUUCACCUUGUCGCUCAGGAGGAAGUUGCCUCCGUUGCGAGGUUACAAGAACUGUACAAAAGCGAAACGCAAUACGUCCCUGACGGUUUGCAAUUUUCGCAUCCUGAAUGCCGCUACAUGCCAGGAUGGUCGCCCUUGGUGCUUGUUUGGAGGGAUUUCCACUGCAGCCGAUACGCCGUCGAAGACUUGGCGUCAGCAUUUGCGAACUCAUGCUCUGUUGGAAGUGCGACUUUAUCGGCAUUAUCGUCAGGCAACACUGCUGUGCAUAUGCAAGACGAUCAUGAUGUUGAUGACGACCGCGAUGACGUGGCUAGUUUUUGUGUGUUGCAACUGCGUGAGGACGGCAAGCUAUGCACAGGCGAUGACCUUGUGGUAGCCGAAAUAGCUUCACCGGUGACGGUAAAGGAGCCUGCUCUUGUCACACCAUACAGUUGCAGAGACAACGAUGAGGAAGACCACAUAUCAACAGCGAUAGUACAGGAACAUCCGCAUCCUACAAGCAAUCCAUCAGCAUCAGUGAAUUCGAGUCGAACCUACGCUUUUUCAGCUGGUAAGUUCUUGCGUAUACCGAUCAAGGGGAUUGACCGCGAGCAGGCGAGAGUGAUCCCAGGACCGAUGACCUUAGUCCGUAGAGCCCGAUCAAGAAUCUACGCUGAUAGCUGGAAUCGCAUUCAGUUUCACUACCUCCUCAGAACAAGGCCCAACGAAAACCUCUUUCAACAUUUGUGUGAUGUGAUUGCUGCAAAUCAUGCAGCUACAGAAGGAUAAGACGGCUAUAAUACCCAGGUUGGUCCAUUCGCGACAUAGACGGACCAGGACUACCUUUCUCCCUAGCCCUUAAUUUUCAUAUCCUGAGCUUCUUCAUAAC
This is a messenger RNA of Amoebophrya sp. A25, 1609 nucleotides long. The record is from the annotation of a GenBank genome assembly. Lineage: Eukaryota; Dinophyceae; Syndiniales; Amoebophryaceae.